This is a messenger RNA of Coccomyxa subellipsoidea C-169, 1557 nucleotides long. RefSeq names its product YL1-domain-containing protein. Gene Ontology annotation, biological process: chromatin remodeling; regulation of DNA-templated transcription. The record is from RefSeq and is a predicted model, not a curated record. Gene Ontology annotation, molecular function: ATP-dependent H2AZ histone chaperone activity. The transcript has 8 exons. Lineage: Eukaryota; Viridiplantae; Chlorophyta; Trebouxiophyceae; Coccomyxaceae. Bases 1 to 1557 code for a protein of 518 amino acids. Gene Ontology annotation, cellular component: nucleus.
AUGUCCUCGGAAGAAGAUUCAGAUGCAGACAGCGUCAUGGAAUCAAGCGAAGAAGAGGAGGAGGUGGUGGAAGUCCCACAGAUACAGCUCCCCAAUCGGGCUACCAGAGGAAAGCGACUCGAAAAGCUGCUAGAGGAGGAGGACAGCGCAGACGAAGAAUUCUGGAAUCAGGAUUUUUUCCAGGAAGAAAAGGCCGAUGAGGGGUACAGCACAGAAUCCUCCGAGGAGUCUGUUGCAGACUCAGACUUUGAAGAGUCGGAGGAGAGCAGUGAUGAGGAAGGCGUGGAGGUAGAGGAGCGCAGCAAAAGAAAGACUCUCAAGCCGCCAGGCGCGGCCAAGAAGCAGACUCGGCGCCCGCCGCAGCCGCCGCAGCCUUCAGCAGGGGUUCAAUCUCCCCAAGCUGCUCUAGGUGCGGAUGCGGAGCAGCCGGGCAGUCCGAUGUCGCCGACGACGCGAGCGGCCGUCCGGGCGGCUCAGGCCGAUGCGCUGGCAGAGGCUGCGCAGUUCCAGGCGCCCACUCUGCGCAGGUCCACGCUUGUGCGCGUGGAGGAGGCUCAGAAGGAGCGCCAGCGCACCGAACAGAAGAAGCCGCGCAAGGCGCAGGUGCGGGCGGAACACCGGCCGCUGACGCAGGAGGAGCUGCUGGAGGAGGCAGCUCAGACGGAAUUAGAAAACAGCGCCAGCGUCGCGGCGCUGAUGGCGGCAGAGGAGGAGAUCCGCGCGCGCGCCGCCGUGCGCAAGGCCAAGUACUGCGGGCCGCUGCUGCGCUACCACUCCCUCAAGGUCGCCGGCGAGGCCGUGAUGCUGUACGAGAUUGCCAACAUGCUGGCGCCAAAGGAGAUGCAACCCCAGAAGGCACCUGCACCUCCAGCCAAGCCCCUGUGCGUGAUCACUGGCCGCCCCGCCAAGUACAGAGAUCCGGAAACGGGCAUGCCGUACGCGGACGCUGAGGCUUUCAGGGAGCUGCGGCGGCGCACCUCAGAGGGCCGGCCACUGCACUCCAAGCGCACGCAACGGCGGCGAGUCGGCACAGGUGGCUGGGCCCACGUUGCGAGCACACUGCGCGAGGAUUUCCCACACAAUGUUAUGCAGCACUCAGCUGCCCCAGACGCCGCCACGGCUGCUGCGCCCAACGUAAGCUUCAGCGCACCUGCCCCUCACCCGCCCGCAGCUGCUCCCCAGCCGCCGGCAGCUGCCAUGACCGCACCUCAUCACCAGGCGCUCUCCCAACCUGCAGCUGCAGCCUUUCCCUCCUCUCACUCAGCGCCGGGCGCAGUGCCCUCCCUGCCUCUGCCACAGCCGCAUGCGCCGCAGCAGCCAGCUCUUCUGCAGCCUCCUUCAGUCUCGCAAGCGCAGCCGAACUUCAGCACUCCACCUGCUGCCGCAUUGGGCCAGGGCACGUUGAGUGGGAAUUUGCCGCCCGGUGCGGCACCCACCGAACAUACAAGCGGCAGCUUGCAGCCUAUAGACGUGCAGGGCGGUGCACUACUGCCGGGCAGCGCUGCAGACCUGCCCAGCAAAGAUGAGCUGCCCAGCAAAGAUGAGCGGGUGAUGUAA